Toxotes jaculatrix (banded archerfish) is the source of this 4000-nucleotide messenger RNA. It is a transcript of the gene rin3, whose product is annotated as Ras and Rab interactor 3. Gene Ontology annotation, cellular component: endocytic vesicle; cytosol. NCBI's taxonomy places the organism in Eukaryota, Metazoa, Chordata, Actinopteri, Toxotidae. The coding region runs from base 94 to 3408 and encodes 1104 amino acids. Gene Ontology annotation, biological process: vesicle-mediated transport. Gene Ontology annotation, molecular function: small GTPase binding; guanyl-nucleotide exchange factor activity. The record is from RefSeq and is a predicted model, not a curated record. The transcript is spliced from 14 exons.
AAAAGGGGGAGGGGGGUUGGCAGAGGGGAGGCGGGGUUUCUGAUGGAGCUGAGAGAGUGACAGAGAGCAGUUGAACACUCAGCUUGUGGAAAUAUGAUGGAAGCCAGCGUUGUUUCCCAGGACACUGGCCACACGAGCCCUCUGACAGGAGAGCUCGACACUCCAUCCAUCCCCUCAUCUUCUGCCCUCUCUCCACAUUCCCUGCCGUCGCACCUUCCAGCCCGCCCGAGUCGACCCAAACCACUGCAUCCUUCUGUGAAGUCCACCCAGCUCCCCUCUCGACCUCCUUUACCCCCAUCCACUCCUCCAUCCCUCCCUCCUCCUCUCCCUCCUGCCUCUAAACCUCCUCCGCCUCUCUCCAUCAACCACCCUCCCCCAUCUCUUCCGCCUCCUCUCUCCCCUGUUCCUGUCUCUCCUCCACCCCUGGUUUCUCCUCAGUCUACUGUCUCCUCUGAUCCUACUCCUUCUUUGACCCCUUGUUCUCCUCCUCCUCCAUUAUCUCUUACAGUCUCAUCCUCCUCCUCCUCUUCAUCCCCCCUUCUACCUCCCCCUGACAUCCCACCACUCUCUCCAACUCUUCAGUUGCUGAGUCCUAUAGAUCGCCUGAUUGGGAGCUCCUCGGUAUGGCAGCCCAAAGGACUCAGCCAAGACCAAAGCACUAGCAUAAUGGAGAAAGAGACAGCUGGGGCCUUCCUGGUUCACAGCACAGAGGACGGGGACAUGACGCUGUCAGUACGCCUGCCUAAUGAACAGGGGGUGCCGCAAGUACACAGACUGAUGGUCAAACAACACAAGACAUUCGUCCACUUAGAUGGCUCCUCUCUGGUUUUUGAUGACAUCUUCAAACUGAUCUCCUUCUACUGUGCCAGCAGGGACAUCCUGACCAUCCCACUGAGGUUACCCUGGGCUAUUACCACGGCAACUAAGAGAGAGGAGCUGGAGGUCAUCUCUGCCAUGGGCGCAGAUUUCUGGACGUCUGACCUGAACCAGCAGGCAAAGCACCAGGACCUGGUUUUGGAUCAGAACCACAACGGUCCAUAUUUGUAUGUCAAUCCAGUGACUGUCAAAGAGAGCCUCAACAAAGACCUGAACCCCUCCUCUAUCACCAAACCUGAUAUCAUCACCAAUCAAAACAUCACCUCCUCCCUGCAGAAUGGAGAAGCCCCACAGAAGGCUAGCUCAGAGGACAAAGGUCAGACUAAGACCACACCCAACCAAGAGAUUAAAUACAAGCGUCCCCCACCCCGUCCCCCCAGCCUGAGCUCAGGGUGUGGGACAGGUCUCCUCUUCUCCUCUCCCCCCUCACUUCACACUUCAUCUUCUGUAACUCCAGCAGCUGUGAAAAAAGAGGAAGGAAAGGGAGGAGUGGAGAGAGAAGAGAGGAAGUCAAUGUCAACAUCACCUUCUCCGUCGAGGCCUCCUGUCCCCCUGCAGAGCCGAGCCGCUCCUCCUCUGCCUCCUGCUCCUAUCCGCCGCACCUCCUCCAAGAAAAGCACUGACCGAGAGGUAGGAGAGGGGACGGAGAGAGAGAAGGGACAAAAUCCUACAAAGAAAACUGAGAAAAAGGGGGGAGGAGACAGAGGAGAGGAGAAAACCGGAAGUAAAUCAGGACUGCUGGGUGAGGAGGUGGAACAAGGAAACAGUAACCAAAAUCAAGAGGAGGGUGUUAAAAAGGACAGAGAAAAGCGAGAGAAAGAGGAUGACAAGGAGGAAAAAGAGGUGAAAAUGGAUAAAGUGGAGGAUAAACAAAAAUCGAGUUCCCAGUGUCCGUCAUUAGCGAAGAAGCCGUCCCGUCCAGUCCCUCCACCGAGGAGGAAACCAUGUUCCCCGGACGCACCUGUGUGCCCCAACAAGGCUGGAGCAGGAUUGCUAAGUCAGUGUCCUGGGAUGAGAGUCCCUCCUCCCUCACCAGGGCGGCGGCCGGAUGUGUCGCUGUACUCACCACAGGGGGGCGCUGUUCUUGCAACCGACCCUGACUCCUGUUCUACCAGCAGCACAGAAGAAGAAGGAGAGCCGAACCAAGAACAGGAGCAAAACCACAAUCGCCCUGCAGAGAGCCGCAGUCCCAAGGCAGCAGUGAGGAGAAAACCCACCACUGUUAUGCUGGACAAGGCCCGUCACCGCCUGUCCACCGUCCUCACCGGCCUCAUCAGCCAUGACCGGCGCCUCACACAGCGCAUAGUAGAGCUGGCCAGGGACCCUCUGAGCUACUUUGGUAACCUGGUGAAAGAGCACCGUGCUUUCACCUUGGAGACCAUGUCCAACCAUAUGUCCUCCACUGAGCUGCUACAGGAGAUCAGACAGAUGAUGACUCAACUAAAGAGUUACCUACUGCAGAGUGCAGAGCUGCAAGCCAUGCUGGAGCCACAACAUCUGUAUGUACAAGAGAAACUAGACAACAUAGUAGAAGCUGCUCUGUGUAAGAGUGUACUGAAGCCAUUGAAGGAGCCAAUUUACCAGAGUCUGGAGAGACUGCACACCAACGACGACAGCCUGAAACAACUGACACAGAACCAGUCUGUUGUCCUAGGAAGCACCACCACAGCACUGGGAGUAACCACUGCUGUCCCAGAGGCCCCUGCUAUGGAGAAGAUCAGCAUCAAACUGAACAGCCUCCAUCUGGAGUAUUCUCCUCAGAAAAAGAUCCAGCUGCUGCUGAAGACCUGCAAGAUCAUCUACGACUCCAUGUCCAUCAGUUCUCCAGGGCGGGCCCAUGGCGCUGAUGACUUCCUGCCUGUAAUGAUGUACGUCCUGGCUAGAUCCAAUCUGUCCACCUUGCUGCUGGAUGUUGAAUAUAUGAUGGAGCUGAUGGACCCGUCGCUAACAAUAGGAGAAGGUUCUUAUUAUCUGACCACCACCUAUGGGGCUCUGGAGCACAUUAAGACUUUUGACCAGCAGAGGUCAGCAACACGGCAGCUCAGCAGAGAGGUUCAGGACUCCAUCCACCGCUGGGAGAGACGACGCACACUCAACCAGGAGCGCAUGGCCCAGGGAUCUGUUCGGGACUUUCUGACAGUGUGCUGUCCAGAGAUUGGAACCAACCCAAAAACCCUGGGUGUCCUCCCCACCACGACGAUCGAACAGCUGGCUGAGCAGUGUGCUGCACGCUUCGAACAAGGUGAACGUCUGGAAAGCAGCUACUCCUACACGCUCAGUGUGUAUAUGGAUGGCGUUCACCGGCCCCUGGCCUCCACAGAGCUGGCCCUCAGUGUUAAGAACAGCUGCCAACCUGGAGCCUACUGCUUUGUCUAUCACCCUGUCGACCAACCCAGCAGCCAGCAGCCUGCCCGCAGCUGCCCCAGUGACCCGCCCCCACCUCCACCUGCAGAAGUCUUCCUCCCAGCUGACGACUCAGGUGGAGACACGGUGGAGCCAGAGGUGGAAGAGGAGAGUCUGAUUAGCUUGUAACUUGUAACUCCAGCACUGCACUGAUGCAGCUGCUGUGUCACUAUGGCAACUGCAUCACUGUGGUGACUGUAUCAACAACAUGCUAAUUCAACAGAAGAAGGGAACCAAUUUUAGGAGAGUGUUUUCAUCUCAGGCCUCGCCUGAAGUAUUAAUCGAAUUUAGACUUCAAUGAAAACAUAUAUAUAAAUGACUGAUAUCUCAAAGGACUGAAUGUGUGAAAUGUGUGUGUAUGACACCCUUCUUUUUAAAUAAGUCUCUGACUGGUCUGAUGCCACAGUGGUCAACUAAAAUGAGACAAAGACUGAUUUUGUAUCUCAAGAAGGGGUCUGGAACCCCAGGGACUGCAGGAGGAAAUGGUUUUAUACAAUGUAAAAAUGCAUGUAAUUCUAAAAUGCACAUACAUGACCAUGUUUAUACUGUAUAUGUUUAUGUAUGUUUGUACUCUAUGAUACGUGAUACUACUCUAUCUGAUGCUUAAGACUUCUGCUUCAAACGGGGGUGGACUGUAAAUGACUCAUUACCUGGUUUAGGAUUAUAUUAACAGGAUCAAUCUAGAAUUUCAAUUAAAAAAAAAAAAAAAAAGAAGCCCACA